This is a messenger RNA of Aphanomyces astaci, 1508 nucleotides long. RefSeq lists its product as hypothetical. The transcript has a single exon. NCBI's taxonomy places the organism in Eukaryota, Oomycota, Saprolegniomycetes, Saprolegniales, Verrucalvaceae. The record is from RefSeq and is a predicted model, not a curated record. Bases 126 to 1472 code for a protein of 448 amino acids.
GGGAUACACACGGUAUGGCGUAAUGGGCGGGCGGAGAGUGGUGGAGGCGUUUUUGUGGUGCUUCCUUGUUCCGCAUCCAGUUCACUUUCGCAUUGGUCUCAUCCUGCGCAGCACAUCAUACUAUCAUGAUGUACAAAGCCCUUGCCAGCCUCUCGGCGGUCGCCGCCUCCGUCGCCGUCGCCGCCGACCCCGUGCCCACGUGGACUAUGAAGCCUGUGCAAUCCAUCCAGGCGCGCGUGCAAGCAUUUCCUCCGUCGUACGACGCCGGCCCAGGCCACAAUACGUUCGUGGCUGACUUCGUCAAGGACGCCGUUACGUUCCAGGACAAGUACCGCGUGUCCAUGGAUACGGUCAACACGGCCAGCGUCGAAGGCGCGCUCAUGUACUUGCAGGCGGAAGGCAUCGACUACGCCGUCAACAAGCCUUGCUACCGCAAGAACAACAUGAGUUACAUCUGGUUUUACAACAUCACGAUCGUGCAGCCGACGUACAUGCUGGCCGAGUUCCAAGACACUCAAAUGCCUGAAUACGGGCCGUUCGUGGCCAUGGACAACGGCAUCUGCACGCCCAUCUCGGCCGCCGUACCGGUGCCCGCCGAGUGCAAAGAAAUCGACGGCCUCGACAACUUCCCCAAGCUCGGCCCGUUCGUCGGCGGCGAGCCCCGCAAGGACGACCCGCGCGCGCCGUACGACGAAAACAUUUGGUUCUCGUACCCCAACUCGUGCUACUUGAGUCCGUUUGGCGGCAAGUCGGAGGCAUGCCGCAAGACCCAAACCGGCGGGUUGUGCCCGCGCGGCACGAAGCCCGACGGCAUCAAGUGCACGUACGCGUUCGAAGUGAUUGGGUUCGUGGCCAUCGACGACCUCGUGGGCAUCACGAGCAUUCCGUUCGGCACGUCUGGGCGCACCUACUCUGGCUUUGUCGAGUUCUGCAAGGACAACAAGGUCGAGUUCGACUCGCGCAACCUCACGAGCAUGAUUCCGUUCUGGCGGGAUCCGUUCAACCGCACCGCCAACCAGGCGCGGUCCACUGCCCUCAUCAACUACUACAACCAAGUGGCCAAGCAACCUAACUCGUACAUGCAGCCGCUGCCGACUCUCAAGGAGCUCACGGAUAGCAACCCCCCCUGCUACUUGAACUCGAAGAAGUGCUACGACGCGGCGUUCGGGUGCCGCCGUGUCCUUCUCGCCCAGGUGUGCCAGGUCUGCACGACAGACGGCACCGGAUGCGUUAAGAAACCCGCCAACGCAGAGCCCUUCCCCGAUCUCCCCAAGGCCGAGCGCAAGGUGCCCCAGGAGCUGCUCGUGACCAACACUACAGGCGCGUUUGGAAAGAACGCGACGCCAAGCCCGGCCGCCCCAGGUUCCCCCUCGUCGAUCGCUGGCAAGUCAAGUGCCGCCGUUGGAUCGAACAACGGCCGGUGGGGGUUGGUGGUCGCGAUGGCGUCCGUCGUGGCAGUGAUGCUUGUGUAACGUACUAAAUGAUACAACCUCGUCCUAUUUAUACUA